Molecule: messenger RNA, 2723 nt
Organism: Penaeus monodon (black tiger shrimp)
Lineage: Eukaryota; Metazoa; Arthropoda; Malacostraca; Decapoda; Penaeidae
Product: methylmalonyl-CoA mutase, mitochondrial-like
Exons: 17
Coding region: 97-2346 (749 amino acids)
Cellular component (GO): mitochondrion
Molecular function (GO): metal ion binding; methylmalonyl-CoA mutase activity; cobalamin binding
Source: RefSeq, a predicted model, not a curated record
AUGAAAGAGCUCGACUGAGAAGGACUUGUGGGAUCAGCUGUAUCCGACGAGGGUUGAAGACGGUCCGGCAAAAAGGGAGAAGGAAAAGCGUAAAAUAUGCUGAUUUUACGUGCGAAUAACAUCGUCCUUAGAAAUGGGUGUCUGGCUAGCACGGCUUUGUCAUCACGUCUGUGCCACCAUGAUGCAGGACUCAAUACAGAGUGGGCUGCCCUGGCCAAGAAACAGCUAAAAGGAGCCGACCCAGCUAAGAAACUCAUGUGGCAGACACCAGAAGGCAUUACUAUCAAACCUCUUUACACAGCUGAAGAUGUUGGAGAGCAUGCAACAGAAUUACCAGGGAAAUUCCCUUAUACACGAGGUCCCUACCCAACCAUGUACGCAAAUCGACCCUGGACAAUCAGACAGUACGCAGGUUUCAGCACAGUCGAGGAGAGCAACAAGUUCUAUCGGCAAAAUAUCAAAGCUGGGCAGCAGGGUCUCUCUGUAGCCUUCGAUCUCGCAACACAUAGAGGGUAUGAUUCAGACAAUCCUAGAGUCCAUGGAGAUGUGGGCAUGGCAGGUGUUGCUAUUGACUCGGUAGAAGACAUGAAAGUCCUCUUUGAUGGUAUUCCACUGGACAAGAUGUCGGUCUCAAUGACAAUGAAUGGCGCUGUCAUUCCAACAAUGGCUAUGUUUAUUGUAGCAGCGGAAGAACAGGGUGUGAAACAAGAACAGCUGUCAGGUACGAUUCAGAAUGACAUCCUCAAAGAGUUCAUGGUUCGCAACACUUACAUCUACCCACCUGAGUCAUCAAUGAGGAUCAUCGGAGACAUUUUUGGUUAUACAGCCAAGCACAUGCCAAAGUUCAACAGCAUCAGCAUCAGUGGUUAUCAUAUGCAAGAGGCAGGGGCAAAUGCUGUGCUGGAGAUGGCUUUUACCAUUGCUGACGGUCUGGAAUACUGCCGAACGGGACUUUCUGCCGGGCUGAACAUCGAUCAGUUUGCCCCUCGACUCUCAUUCUUCUGGGGUGUUGGCAUGAACUUCUACAUGGAAAUAGCGAAAAUGAGAGCUGCUCGUCGCCUCUGGGCUCACCUAAUUGAAAGCAACUUUUCACCCAAGAACAACAAGUCCACAAUGUUGAGAACUCACAGCCAGACAUCUGGGUGGUCCUUGACUGAACAGGACCCCUACAACAACAUCAUCCGCACAACUAUCGAGGCCAUGGCAGCAGUCUUCGGGGGAACACAAUCUCUCCACACAAACUCCUUUGAUGAAGCUCUGGGUCUCCCAACAGUCUUCUCCGCCCGCAUUGCUCGUAACACCCAAAUCAUCCUUCAGGAGGAAACUGGUAUUCCAAAGAUAAUUGAUCCAUGGGCUGGAUCAUAUGCUAUGGAGGCACUUACCAAUGAGGUUUAUGACUCAGCUAAGGAAAUUAUUGAUGAGGUUGAGUCGAUGGGUGGCAUGGCCAAGGCUGUUGGUUCAGGUUGGGCUAAACUGAAGAUCGAGGAAUGUGCUGCUAAACGACAGGCUAUGAUUGACAGUGGAAAAGAGGUAAUUGUGGGAGUCAAUAAGUAUCGUCUGGAAAAAGAAGAAACAAUUGAUGUCCUGAUGAUUGAUAACAAUGAAGUUCGCACAAAACAAAUUAACAAGUUGAAAGAGCUCAGAGAAAAGCGUGACCCACAAAAAACGGCAGCAGCUCUGAGUGCCUUAGAGGAAGCUGCGCGUGGCAGUGGAAACCUCCUGGAAGCAGCAGUUGCAGCAGCAAGGGUCAGGGCCACCCUUGGUGAAAUAUCUCAAGCCAUGGAGAAGGUGUUUGGUCGUCACAUUGCCUCUGACCGACUGGUCUCAGGGGCUUAUAAGACGGAGUAUGGGGAGCAGCAGGAAUUAGCAGCAGUAACUGAAAAGGUAUUCAUUGAAGCACAAACACAUGAAUUUGUUGAGAAUGAAGGUCGUCGGCCCAGAAUCCUCGUUGCCAAGAUGGGUCAGGAUGGACACGACCGUGGGGCGAAGGUCAUUGCAACAGGAUUUGCAGAUUUAGGAUUCGAUGUUGAUGUGGGACCCCUUUUCCAGACUCCGGCAGAAGUGGCCCAGCAGGCUAUAGACGCCGACGUGCACGUGGUAGGGGCCUCGUCCUUGGCAGCAGGUCACCGCACGCUCGUCCCGGAGUUGGUGAAGGCCCUGGCUGACCUGGGUCGACCUGACAUCCUGGUCAUCGCGGGCGGAGUCAUCCCUCCCCAGGACUACGAUUUCCUCAGAGAAGCUGGAGUGGCUGCUAUUUUCGGGCCAGGCACACGAAUUCCCGUAGCUGCUCUGGAUGUGCUUGACCUUAUCACAGUGUCUUUGAAGAAGCGAGAGGCAGUGAAUUAACCCGAUGAUUAGCAUUUUAUUAAUAUGAUUCAUUAGAUUAAAACCUAGGGCAUUUUUGUCUUUUCUAUUUGGCAAGGUCUGUAACUUUAGGGUGAUUCCUGAAACGUAUAUAGUCUUUUUUAUUGAAAAUUUGAUGUAUAUUUGUAUAGCUUCAGUUUGGUUGGGAUUUUUUUUAUUAUAUUUUCAGUAGGACUGUAUUGCCACAUAGGGAAGUAGAUGGUUGUAAUAAAUAAGAUAGGUAGAUUAUUCUUUUUGGCAAAAAAUUCGUUUAUUUCACUUACAUUUGUUAGGAGGUAUGUAUCUAACAUAUUUUUGUUGUAUAUGUAUGUAUAUUGAGGUAGAUUAUAGACAUAUAUUAAAAGUUAUUUUGAAUUGCA